Phyllostomus discolor (pale spear-nosed bat) is the source of this 6037-nucleotide messenger RNA. It is a transcript of the gene TENT5C, whose product is annotated as terminal nucleotidyltransferase 5C. The record is from RefSeq and is a predicted model, not a curated record. Bases 951 to 2126 code for a protein of 391 amino acids. Lineage: Eukaryota; Metazoa; Chordata; Mammalia; Chiroptera; Phyllostomidae. Gene Ontology annotation, biological process: mRNA stabilization. Gene Ontology annotation, molecular function: RNA binding; poly(A) RNA polymerase activity. The transcript has 3 exons.
CUGCAGAGGGCUGAAGCUGUCGCGGUAGUCAGCCUUGGGGAUGGAUUCCGUGAGGCCCCUGGUCCCACUGACUGCACACAGCUGGUUGACUCCUUUCCCAAUGACCUCCAGCCAGUUUGGGGAAUGAGGAAGGUUCCCGCAGCUCAGAAACCAUAAUUUUUUCCGAGUUCAAAACACCUUCCAGAGGUAGGCGUGGGGGUUUCACUCCUCAUUCCCGGAGAGAACCAACGCGAAACUUCCAGAGAAAUAGAAAAAAGAAAAGCAAGUCUGUGGGGGAGAGCAAUAGAGAGGGGGAAAGCUUGGGGGUGAGUUAUGGGAUAGGAACGGCAGAAAAGAGCGUAGUGAAAAGUAGAAAAAGAGGGAGUCCCAGUAACUCCAAAGUUAAGGGGGUAUCCACGGAGCCCCUCUCUAUUGCGCCUGCGCAGUGCUACCUCUUUUAGUGCUCCCUCCCCUUCCCUCACCCGAAGAUUUACUCGUCUCUCGGCAACCAUUCACCCAAGGAGCCAAUCAGAGGGCGCCUUUUGCCGUGCCCUUACCGUCAGCGUCCAGGCGGAAGGAUCCCGCGGGCGCUGGCUCCGCCCUGCCCUGCCCCUUGCUCCCCCGAGAGGCAGGCUUAGGGGCGGGGGCGGGGGCGGGGGUGAAGGACGGGGGCGUGGUCAGGCAGUAUAAGAACGAGGGGGGGCGGUGGCCUUGCGGCUCACUCGGUGCAGCUGCUUGGGGGCUGAAGUGACCGUGCUGCUCCUGCUGGGGGCUGCCCACGCCAAGGACCGCACUCUGUCAUCUCCUCUUCCACCGCCCAGGGAAGCGGUCUGAGCUGGACCAGCAGGAAUUCUGUCCUUUGCCAUUGUUGUUUGUGAAGAUGGAAAACUUAAUAUCCCUGGAGUCACGCUUUUACUUGAGAUAACUGAAACCUUAUGUUUUAAGUUUCCCUGGCCAGAGCGUCCCCCAAGAUGGCAGAGGAGAGCAGCAGCGCCAGGGACUGCGCGUCCUUCAGCGUGCUCAACUGGGACCAGGUCAGCCGGCUGCAUGAGGUCCUGACCGAGGUCGUGCCCAUCCACGGGCGAGGCAACUUUCCGACCUUGGAGAUGACCCUGAGGGACAUCGUCCAGACCGUCCGCAGCCAGCUGGAGGAGGCAGGCAUCAAAGUGCAGGACGUCCGGCUGAACGGCUCCGCCGCCGGCCACGUUCUGGUCAAAGACAACGGCUUGGGAUACAAAGACCUGGACCUCAUCUUCCACGUGGCCCUCCCCACCGAGGUCGAGUUCCAGCUGGUCAAGGACGUGGUGCUGUGCUCCCUUCUCAACUUCCUGCCGGAGGGCGUGAACAAGCUCAAGAUCAGCCCGGUCACCCUGAAGGAGGCCUACGUGCAGAAGCUGGUGAAGGUGUGCGCGGACACCGACCGCUGGAGCCUCAUCUCCCUCUCCAACAAGAACGGCAGGAACGUGGAGAUGAAGUUCGUCGACUCCAUCCGGCGUCAGUUCGAGUUCAGCGUGGACUCCUUCCAGAUCAUCCUGGACUCUCUGCUCUUCUUCUACGACUGCUCCAGCCACCCCAUCUCCGAGCACCUGCACCCCACGGUGAUCGCGGAGAGCGUGUACGGGGACUUCGAGGAAGCCUUCGACCACCUGCAGAACAAACUGAUCGCCACCAAGAACCCCGAGGAGAUCAGGGGCGGGGGCCUGCUCAAGUACAGCAACCUCCUCGUGCGGGACUUCAAGCCCACAGACCAGGAGGAGAUCAAAACUCUGGAGCGUUACAUGUGCUCCAGGUUCUUCAUCGACUUCCCAGACAUCCUGGACCAGCAGAGGAAGCUGGAGACCUACCUGCAGAACCACUUUGCCGAAGGGGAGAGGAGCAAGUACGACUACCUCAUGAUCCUGCGCAGGGUCGUGAACGAGAGCACCGUGUGCCUCAUGGGGCACGAGCGGCGGCAGACCCUGAACCUCAUCUCCCUGCUGGCCUUGCGCGUGCUGGCCGAGCAGAACAUCAUCCCCAGCGCCACCAACGUCACCUGCUACUACCAGCCGGCUCCGUACGUCAGCGACGGCAACUUCAACAACUACUACAUCGCCCAGUCUCCAGUGACCUACAGCCAGCCCUACCCCACCUGGCUGCCCUGUAACUAACCUUGAGACCUGAGGGUUUCCACGGCGGGAACCCCCCGUAGGGCAGGGGCUCUCAGGUAGGGGAGCCUCCUUCUAGAUGUAGGUGUUUGCCUCUUAAAGGGGAACUCAGCUCUGAUUCUGCUUUUUUUUCUUUGUGUACCCAUCGGAGUGGGUCUACAGUGUGUCAUGAGCCAACCCUCACGGGACCCAUUGUUCCAGUGCCACUUUGGAAAAAGCUGUAGGAAGCAUGGCCUGUCCACAUCUUUCCGAGACAGACACUAACCUGCCGUGUCCCAAGCAUGGGCUCGGGGAGGUCCGAGCUCUGUGCGGUGACCCAGGCGGGGGAGUCGCCCGGGCAGGGUGUGAGAAGCACGGGGCCGCGUGUCUUCUCACCGGGGCCUGGAGAAGGCCCUGCCGGCGCCCGCCGGGGGCUCUCAGCUACACGAAAGCUGUGCCGAUGGUCUGUGUUCCUGCAUCAGUUUUAGUCAGGCAGGAAAGGGCAACCGCGAGGGUGCUCCCGUGACUUCAGUUUCGUUCCAAGGACUGCGCUGCGUGUGUUACUCCCUGUCAGCAGAGCUGAGGACUCCUCUCACCAGCACGCCAGGGCCGGACGCAGGUCCGGCUGGAGCGGUCCAUGGUUUAGAUGCUGCGCUCCUGCGAGGAAUUGUGUGUGAGAUUGCUGAGACGGAAAAAAAAAAAAAAAGAGAAAAAGGCCUUUUUGUGAAAUGUAACUUGAAAACAAAAUAAAACGUGGAACAUAAUGUUAAACUAGGAUUGUGGUGGGGGUAGGAGUGAUUGUAAAUAGGAAAGCUGAAUGUCCACUUUUUCUUUAAGGAAUUUUGAUGACUGACACUUUGUUUUUCCCUCAGCAGCUCGUCACUUUUGUGUUUCUUUCCCCUGAGACUGAGGGUCACGCCGAGUCUGGGGUCAUUGGAGUAGCUGACGUGUGAGGGUCUCCCUGUGUUUUCACUGGAAACCCGUCCUGGUCACAUUCCAAGUAGGACAAGCUGUUUUUCUGGAAUACUUGUGCUGAUUUUUUUGUUUGUUUGUUUGUUCAGAAGUAGUGAUUUCCUUCUCCAGAUUUUUUUUUGACAGCAAAUAAAUUCAGGAAUUUCAGUAAAACUGGGCAGCCUGUGGAGUGAUCUGCCCAUGUGGGCAGAUAUCUUUGGCUUAACUGUGCUUUAGAAUGGAACCCCCUGCCCCCGUGCGGGGCGUGAGGCGGAGGGCUGGCGUCCGGGCGGGCCCGUGUGUGACAGCCGUGCCGGGGCGCCUUGCAGCAAUCAGUCCUGGUGUAUUUGGGGGUCAGUUGCGUGAAUGAAGAAUCAUCUUCCUGCUGCUGGUAGAUUUGACCACACUUGUUUAUAUUCUGCACUUUAGAAGGAGAACAGUAUUAACCUCUAGUCUAAAGCAAGCUUAGCAAACGGAGCGCUCUAGGCCGCCGCUUCCCCAGUAGAUGAAGUGCGGGGUUUUGUGUUUUGAAGUUUUUUUGUGUGAUCUCCUAGCAAGCAUCACCUCAGGGUGUCCAGGGCCAAGAAACCCAAUCUUGCCAGCCAGCCGGGGUUCUACAGCGAUUCCAUCUAGCCCGAGGUCCUGAGUUUAAAUUUGUCCCGUGGCCGUGCAAAGCCCAGCCCCGAGUGAGUGCUUUCUCCUCGCUUGAAUAAGCAAUGAAGUUGCCUUCUUACAGAAAUGCUGAAUAGAAAACGAGUGGUUUACCUUUUUUUUUUUUUUGAAGAUUAUAUUUUCAGGGUUUUUUCCUAGAAUGUGGUGUCUUGGUCCUCUCAAAAAGCAGGUGGGGCCUGGCUGAAGCCCAAGGCUUAGCUGCUAUCCAGGUUGCGCUAUAGGAGGUGAAGAGAAGCCACUUCUUAGUGGAACCGGCUCCUGUUCUCCGGGAGCCGGUCAUGUCUGAAUGCACUGGCUCGGAGUCAAGGCUGGUUUGGUGUUGGAGGGGAGGGGCGGGGUGCUCCAGUGUUAGAAGGGGGGCAGUAAAAGAAGAGUGGAUCCCAACUUUGAAAACGACAUGGUCAUCCAGGACCUUAAUAGACUGCCAUUGUGGUCAGAUGGCAACAUGCUUGCUCAAAAAUGACAGAUCUGUGUAACCAAAGCUUUGAAAUUCGACGGAGCCGCCAACAGAAGCACUCGCCACCGUUAUUCGGGACUGUGCCCCCAGGAGGCGUGGGGGACUGGGCAGCGAGGCUGCAGAUGAAGAGGGGACCAGACCCGCGUCAGGCCAUUAAAUGUCAGUUUGUCCUUGGAGUUCUUUCUGCUCGUUUUCUUCUCCCACCCCCCCUCCCAGCUGGAACUGGUCCUUUGAGAGUGGAGGGAAGCACAGAAGAUGCUCAGAGCCCCCAGCCUCCAGUCCUUUCCCACCAUGCAAGAUGGCCAGCUUGGAGGUCUCCUCCCCCGAAGCCUUCAGGCAGCCCAGCUGUUCUGGAGUUUGAGAGCAGGCGUGUUCUAGAACCAUCAGGGUAAAAAGCCACACUGACCGAAGCUGUACUUUUGAAAUAUCACCCAGGGCUAAGUGGUGUCUCCACCUGCUCUGGGAGCCUUUUGCCUGCCUCAGACUAGACCAGGUAACCUUGAAUUUCAGGUGUCUGGAAAUUCUAGCUGAAACCUGCCUUUCAUGCGGCUCCCAAGCACCAGGUACUCUGAAGCUGUACUGAGUCCUGUGGCGGUUCUUUUCUGUGUGUUGAGUAACAUGAAACUUGGCCGUGGCCAAGGGCACUAAAGUUCAAGUGCAAGUUCUCACAUACAUUUACGCAGUCUCAUUUGCUUCAGGGCUCUGAACAGUUUUCUGAUGCUUUCUGCUAGUGUGCGCUCGUUGCCCCAGCCUGCACCUUGGAAUCAGGUCAACAGCAGGGAGAUUCAAACAGCACCUUUUCCCUUGUGUUGGCAGAGGGCGCGCACGGAGUUCCUGGCCCUGAGCUCCAGUCUCACCCUUAAACCUCACCUUGGCAGUGAGACACUAUUCCUCACUCAGUAACUGCAACUCUGAAACCGAACUCCGUGUCACCAACACCUUCAAAUCAGGGUUUCCGCUGACCACUUGUGGGAUAUGGCAUCUGGAGGACUGGCAGGUGGGGGAGUCUGUCAGGAAAGAUGCUGGGUGUCUGCUAUUUGGUGACUAUUGUGGUUUGACAUUUAAGUCCCUGCCCCCGCCCCCCACCCCAAGUUUGAUUUUUCCCUGGAGAUUGGAGUUACGGUGAGCUGUGUGUGAACCUGUGGAGUUCUUUGUUUGUUUUUUUUGGUGAUGCAUUAGUAAGCAAAUGGCUAACGCCCAAAUCUGCUUGUUCCUCAGCCUCCCCACUAGCACGGGCCCCUUACCUUCCUGGUAGGUGAGGAUUGGAACCAGUACUGCUUUCUUAACUUUGGGAAGUGGUGCCACUCAAAAGCACCUUCCUAACUUUCGGAAUGGCUCCCUUCUCGUUAACUUUGUGGGGCAACUUUUUGGGGCUGGUGCCUUGUUGUAGGGUGCAGCUGGAUUCCGAGCUCAAACAUCCUAUUCCAGAGACUAAAUGAUAGUUAUCCAGUUGUGAGAAAAGACCCCAAUGCCCACUAGGGCUGUGACUCUUGGGGUGUCUGCCUGGGGCUCCCCACGAGGGAGAAGCCUUUGGGGGGGAUUCUGUAAGGUGAGAGAACUUCCAGUGGCCAAGGUUAAAUCCGUACCCUUAAUCUGGCAGAGACCAGAAUGCCACAGCUGACCUUGGAACCCAUUCCAAUUCCGCCAGUUACAUUCAGAGGACCUUGGGAGGGGUGUGUGUUGGGGGGGAGCAGGGGAAGGUGAUAUAUUUAAAAAGACCUGACAAAUUUUCAGGAUUAUUUGUGGAGACUUCAAGGUGAGGAUCAGGAAAUAAAAUGCUUUUUUUGUGAGUUCAAGUUCUAAAUCUUGUUGACCUAUCACUUUAUUGAGAAAAAAAACACACACACAAAAAAAC